Coregonus sp. 'balchen' is the source of this 11263-nucleotide messenger RNA. Lineage: Eukaryota; Metazoa; Chordata; Actinopteri; Salmoniformes; Salmonidae. The record is from the annotation of a GenBank genome assembly.
UCCGUCUACAGUCGGCUACUUUCGGUUUACCUAAAACGCGCCCAGUGCAAGUGUGAUGUAUUGGAGAAGCAGUUUCUGUAUCGUCCACGCUUUUCGGAAUCCUUGGGACGUCCAAACUCUGACGUUACACCAUUAAAGUUGACAUUUUCAAUGGUUAUGAAACUUCUUAUUAUAGAUCAAUGUUAAGGUAAGGGUUAGGUAAGGAUAAUGGUUAAGGUCAGGGUAGGGGGUAGGGUUUAGGGUUUAGGAUUUCCCAAGGAUUCCGAACAGCACUGUCUUUGGCUUCACUUUCACUUUACCAGAAAUCAUGUGAGUACGUCACGGAUAAUUCAAUAUUGAAAGUAUAAGUCAAAGGACACCGACAAUUUGCAGUUUUUGACGUCCAACUCAUCAAACCCACAGUCAUUGCAUCCAACUCUCAUCUAAACCCAGUGACUGUUUCUCAUGGCUAGUCUGAUCUUGGCAGCGUGAUAAAGUUAUUCAACAGCAGCAGGUGAGUUGAUACUCAUAAUUUUCAUGCCUCCACUCGUGGCCUAUGACUUGGCACUAGGACAAACGUAUUUUCAUGAUUUCACUUGUAUCAUCAAAAUCAAUACAUUGUAGCACGUUUUUUGGGCUCAUUCAGUAGUUAUUACCCAUAUAAGUAGAUUCAUGUUGAAAAAUAAUGUUAAAAUAACAUUUUAUAUUCCUAAAACAUACGUUGAAAAUGAUACUGUUUCUGCUUCCUGAUGUUAUGGAUUUUUGAUUUAUAGCCCAGUGUCAAAACACCGGUUUUAGAUGUCCAAAUUCAUAAUCAAUAUGCUGAAAUAAGUCGUGAUAUGUUGAAGAAAAUACAUACAAAUUACUCCCUACACACACUAGUCACACUUGUGUUCAGAUAACUUGUAUUUUGCUAAAUUAGUAGGCCUACCUUUUGCUAAAUUAGUAGGCCUACCUUUUGCUAAAUUAGUAGGCCUACCUUUUGCUAAAUUAGUAGGCCUACCUUUUGCUAAAUUAGUAGGCCUACCUUUUGCUAAAUUAGUAGGCCUACCUUUUGCUAAAUUAGUAGGCCUACCUUUUGCUAAAUUAGUAGGCCUACCUUUUGCUAAAUUAGUAGGUCUACCUUUUGCUAAAUUAGUAGGCCUACCUUAUACAGUAAACUGCUCACCCACCAAUAUUUACCAAGUGGUCACUCUAGACUGACAUUUUGCUUGUUCUACUGAAAUCAAUAGAUUGGGCAAAUUAAUCACUGACUUUGUUAUUAUUCUUUAGCCCGCUAUAGACCUUAAACAAUUUAAGCUAUUAACACAGACCAACUUCUAAAUGUCCAGACUACCCCAAAUUGGAUUGCUUGAGAAAAUAUUUUUGAUAGCAUUUAAGCUUUUUGAACUAUACCCAUAUUUAAAUGAGCUCUCAAUGCAUUUCAAUGUCAAAAAAAGGCCCAUAGACUUGAAUGGUAAAAAAAGAAGCAAUUCUAGACCUAUCUCCUCCUACAUCGUUUAAGCUAUCAACACCAGACCAACGUUGAGAUGUUCAGACUGGCCCAACUUAGAUUGCUUGUCAAAGUAGAUUUGAUACUAUGUAUACUUUUGGAACUAUAUCCAUCUACAUUUGCAUAAACUAACAUGGGUUUGAAUGAGAUCCAUACGAAUACAGUGGUAGCUAUUCAAAAUGGUCCUGCUCAAAUCAAAUCAAAUGUUAUUUGCCACAUGCGCCGAAUACAACAGGUGUAGACCUUACAGUGAAAUGUUUACUUACAAGCCCUUAACCAACAAUGCAGUUUUAAGAAAAAAAGUGUUAAGUAAAAAAUUGAUAAGUUAAAAAUAACAAAUAAUUAAAGAGCACCAGUAAAAUAAAAUAACAGUAGGGAGGCUAUAUACAGGGGAUACCGGUACAGAGUCAAUGUGCGGGGGCACCGGUUAGCCGAGGUAAUUUAGGUAAUAUGUACAUGUGGGUAGAGUUAAAGUAACUAUGCAUAGAUAAUAAACAGAGUAGCAGCAACGUAAAAAGAGGGGGUGAGGUGGGGGGGGGGGGGGGGGGGGGGACAUUGCAAAUAGUCUGGGUAGCCAUUUGAUUAGCUGUUCAGGAGUCUUAUGGCUUGGGGGUAGAAGCUGUUAAGAAGCCUUUUGGACCUAGAAUUUGCACUCCGGUACCGCUUGCCGUGCAGUAGCAAAGAGAACAGUCUAUGACUAGGGUGGCUGGAGUCUUUGACAAUUUUUAGGGCCUUCCUCUGACACCGCCUGAUGUAGAGGUCCUGGAUGGCAGGAAGCUUGGCCCCAGUGAUGUACUGGGCUGUAUGCACUACCCUCUGUAGUGUCUUGCGGUCGGAGGCCGAACAGUUGCCAUACCAGGCGGUGAUGCAACCAGUCAGGAUGCUCUCGAUGGUGCAGCUGUAUAACUUUCUGAGGAUCUGAGGACACAUGCCAAAUCUUUUCUGUCUCCUUUUCAGUCUCCUUAGGCUUUGUCGUGCCCUCUUCACGACUGUCUUGGUAUGUUUGGACCAUGAUAGUUUGUUGGUGAUGUGGACACCAAGGAACUUGAAGCUCUCAACCUGUUCCACUACAGCCCUGCUCCUUGGUUAGUUAAGCUACAAGACCAACCUUUUUUUUUUACCCCGAAACACGACUCUGCCAAGCCGCACUGCUUCUUGACACACUUCUCGCUUAACCCGGAAGCCAGCCACACUAAUGUGUCGGAGGAAACGCUGUACAACUGGCGACCGUGUCAGCGUGCAUGCGCCCAGCCCGCCACAGGAGUCACUAGAGCGCAAUGGGACAAGGACAUCCCGGCCGGCCAAACCCUCCACUAACCCGGACGAUGCUGGGCCAAUUGUGCGUCGCCUCAUGGGUCUCCCGGUCGCGGCCAGCUGCAACACAGACUGAGAUCUAACCCAGAUUUGUAGUGACGCCUCAAGCACUGCGAUGCAGUGCCUUAGACUGCUGCGCCACUCGGGAGGCCAAAGACCAACUUUAAAACAUUCAUGCUGUUCUUACUUCAAAUUCUCUUAAACCAAAUUCUCUAAAACUAUUUAAAUUGGCAUAAAAUAAUUCACCAACAGUAACUCUUUAACCUUUCAAGCUAGAGACACCAAACCAACUUUCUCAUGUUCAGGCUAUCCUAACUUCAAAUUGUUAACUUUUAUCAACUAUAACUAUAUAAAUUAGGAUAAGAUAACACAGUAACUCUUGAACCGUUCAAGCUAAAGACACCAAACCAACUUUUGCAUGUUCAGGCUAUUAUCCAAUCUAUCAGCCAAUCAAUCAACACAUUUUUACACCUAUAUACUUUUUCAAGUAUAACCAGUCCCUACCAUUACUACUGCAGUCACUAUACCACUACUAAAACCUAUUUCAAAACCAUAAAUACUUUUUAAAAAGCUAGCAAGCACACCACAUCUUCUUCAGGAAAUGUACUUUUCUAGUUUGUAUUGAAAUCAAUGAAACUGGGACAAUAACUGCAGAGACAUGUACCGUUUGAGCUCUUCUAACAGACAAACCUCAAAGAACUUGAGUAUAGUACAUAUACCAGUCGAUAAAUGAGAGCCUGUAGUAGUCAUUUAUUAACUCAUAUCUCUGUGAGAAAAUGUUUACGGCAGACAGCCAAUACAAAGAAGGUAACACAACACUUUUUUGACUGGAUCAUUUCAACUAAUCACCACCUCACAUCGGUUUCUAAAUAGCGACGGGUUGGCUUUCAUUUGAAUGAUAGCUUAAUCCCAAAAUCUGCGAAUUCAUGUGAGGCAAGAGACGUUUACAUUUACAUUUACGUCAUUUAGCAGACGCUCUUAUCCAGAGCGACUUACAAAUUGGUGCAUUCACCCUAUAGCUAGUGGGAUAACCACUUUACAAUUUUUAUUUAUUUUUAAUAGGGGGGGGGGGGGGGGGGGGGGGGGGGGGUAGAAGGAUUACUUUAUCCUAUCCCAGGUAUUCCUUAAAGAGGUGGGGUUUCAAAUGUCUCCGGAAGGUGGUGAGUGACUCCGCUAUCCUGGCGUCGUGAGGGAGCUUGUUCCACCAUUGGGGUGCCAGAGCAGCGAACAGUUUUGACUGGGCUGAGCGGGAACUAUGCUUCCGCAGAGGAAGGGGAGCCAGCAGGCCAGAGGUGGAUGAACGCAAUGCCCUCGUUUGGGUGUAGGGACUGAUCAGAGCCUGAAGGUACGGAGGUGCCGUUCCCCUCACAGCUCCAUAGGCAAGCACCAUGGUCUUGUAACAGAUGCGAGCUUCAACUGGAAGCCAGUGGAGUGUGCGGAGGAGCGGGGUGACGUGAGAGAACUUGGGAAGGUUGAACACCAGACGGGCUGCGGCAUUCUGGAUGAGUUGUAGGGGUUUAAUGUAGGAGGAGCGCCCAAAUUGUUUCUUGCCACCGUGGUCUGAAAAUCACAGCUUUUUUCUAAGUCCCACUAAGGACAGGCGCAUAUGACAAAAACACUGGUACUAAACCAAAUAUAUUUAUAUUUUUCAAGCAAUCAAAUUUGUAAGAUCGUGACCGAUAUAAACUUUUCUACUAACACCACCAAUCUGAGGUAAAAAGGAUGUGUAUUUCCUGUAAUUCUUGUGUGGUGAAAACGUUAGUUUGUGUAAUGUACUAAUACGUUCUGUCUACUGUAGGGAAUUUUGUGUAUAUAAAAUGUCAAAAUAAUUCAAUAUAAGAUGAUAGUAAACAAUGACAUCAAUUUCUUACUACUUUUACCAUGGAGAGAGUUUAAAAAUGCUCCUAACCACAAUUGAACCGGGCGCUCUAGACUAGAGCUUCUGUGUGGCAGGCUGAAUGUUUGACGUCUCUACGACUGUGUCUACUAUACCUUGUCCCUAUCAUUGGAUUCGUAAAUUCAAUAUCCAGGCUUAGCUUACUCAAUAUUUUGCAACAUGAAAAUGUUGCAGAUAAAUUGUAUAUUGUAGGCUACUUCACAAUGCAUUUUUUUGUUGUUGUAAGUGUUGUAACGUUGUGCCCAGACUAGUAAACAUACCUGCAUUAAUGUGUUGUUACCAUAAUGACAGGUCAUAGCAGAGUGGAUCAAAUCCUAUUUCCCUACAGCAGCAUCAGUGUGAAAGUACAAGUAUGAGUCAGGUAACUACAAUUACAUUAUACAAUAACAUUAAGCAGCUGUGUCAACCUGUGACCAAUGCUUUGGACUAAUAAAUAGCAUAUCAAUGUCUUCCUCCUAGGCAAGGACAAAGAGUUUGGAAGAGCAAAUCAGGGGCCUCUCACCAGUUGCAGCACAUGCCCUGGCAAGUAAGUUAACAUGAAACAUUUCACUGAGCUUUAUGCAAUGUGUUGUUAGUCUUUGUCAACUGUGUUCCUAAUUACAUCAUAUUUGUUUUUAGGUGCUGAAAUUACAGAUGACAUUGAAAUUCAAGAGUUAACAAGAGAAGAUCUGACCGAACUUCUGCCAGGUGUUCAGCAUUUUAAACUUAGAAAGAAGAUCAGUGAACUUCUAACCAAAUCUAAACAGGUUGGUAUAGCCCCAAAAGCUUCUAUAGCUACUGUACCACUAUUCUGGAAUCAUUCAUUAGUUAAUAGAAUGAUGAUGUUUGAUUCAAUGUGCAAUUCCAUUGGAUGUACUAAUCCCCCAUUUUCUGUAAUAUUUCUGUUUCUUAGGACACAGCUACACCUAUUGCUUUAGUUCUUAACGAGCUGAGGGAAUUCCUUCCGGUUGAUGUCAUGGAGAGUAAGUCACGUUUCAAAACAAUUCAGCAUAGCACUCACCCAAUACAGUUUUGGUGUAUCUUUGGUUUAAUACAGUUUUGGUGUAUCUUUUGUUGUUAUUGUAUGCACUGGUCACUUUCUCCUUACAGAUGCACUUGUUCCUGGGGGAGUGUUACAUGGCUACUUCCCUAUUCUUAGAGAUUUGGAGAAGCAGCUGGCCAUAGCCCUGAACUUCAUUCAGGAACACAUUAGAAUGCUCGAGAGCUACAUUGGAGAACAGUCCAUGGAGGCUCAGAGCAGUGCUGAGUCCCCAUUAGUUGACUCUGCUACAGCAGGAAACCAGCCUUCAAAUGUUGCAGGUAAAUGACAUAACUGCUGUGUUAGUUGCAGCAUAGUGGGUCUCAUCCAUCCCUCAUCCUUCAUUAAUCAAAAGACGGUAGAUGAUGGUAUACAAAUCAUAAACACUGUAGUAGAUUUCAUGGAUAGUAUAGUUUUGUUGAGAAGGUAAACAUUCACAAGGCCUAGGUUGGCUUCAACUAGUGGGACUUUAAUGGCGCGCGAACACAGUCUUGUCUUAGCCUGAAAGAACCCCAUUCUUCAAUACUUUUUUAGUCCAGAAAACAUGGCACCUCAGGACCACCAGGUAACUCAACCUUUAACAGGGCACAUUAUUAUAAAAAUGUAAGAAUUCUAUAGAUGUUAUUAAACUCGUUUACAGCUGGCCAAGCUAACCACAAUGACUUGCACAGACUCACAAGAAUGUGCUGCAAUACUGUUGGAAUUUAAUUCCUAGUAUUUUAUGUGGUCCUCAGCCUUAUGUGCUGCUGACACCCAGCCCAAACGAGUGUCACUUACAGUGGCUUGCGAAAGUAUUCACCCCCCUUGGCAUUUUUCCUAUUUUGUUGUCUUACAACCUGGAAUGAAAAUGUAUUUUUGGGGGGUUUGUAUCAUUUGAUUUACACAAAAUGCCUACCACUUUGAAGAUGCAAAAUAUUUUUUCUUGUGAAACAAACAAGAAAUAAGACAAAAAAACAGAACUUGAGCGUGCAUAACUAUUCACUCCCCCAAAAUCAAUACUUUGUAGAGCCACCUUUUGCACGAAUUACAGCUUGAAGUCUCUUGGGGUAUGUCUCUAUAAGCUUGGCACAUCUAGCCACUGGGAUUUUUGCCCAUUCUUCAAGGCAAAGCUGCUCCAGCUCCUUCAAGUUGAAUGGGUUCCGCUGGUGUACAGCAAUCUUUAAGUCAUACCACAGAUUUUCAAUUGGAUUGAGGUCUGGGCUUUGACUAGGCCAUUCCAAGACAUUUAAAUGUUUCCCCUUAAACCACUCAAGUGUUGCUUUAGCAGUAUGCUUAGGGUCAUUGUCCUGCUGGAAGGUGAACCUCCGUCCCAGUCUCAAAUCUCUGGAAGACUGAAACAGGUUUCCCUCAAGAAUUUCCCUGUAUUUAGCGCCAUCCAUCAUUCCUUCAAUUCUGACCAGUUUCCCAGUCCCUGCCGAUGAAAAACAUCCCCACAGCAUGAUGCUGCCACCACCAUGCUUCACUGUGGGGAUGGUGUUCUCAGGGUGAUGAGAGGUGUUAGGUUUGUGCCAGACAUAGCGUUUUCCUUGAUGGCCAUAAAGCUCAAUUUGAGUCUCAUCUUACCAGAGUACCUUCUUCCAUAUGUUUGAGGAGUUUCCCACAUGCCUUUUGGUGAACACCAAACGUGUUUGCUUAUUUUUUUCUUUAAGCAAUGGCUUUUUUCUGGCCACUCUUCCGUAAAGCCCUGCUCUGUGGAGUGUACGGCUUAAAGAGGUCCUAUGGACAGAUACUAAAAUCUCCGCUGUGGAGCUUUGCAGCUCCUUCAGGGUUGUCUUUGGUCUCUUUGUUGCCUCUCUGAUUAAUGCCCUCCUUGCCUGGUCCAUGAGUUUAGGUGGGCGGCCCUCUCUUGGCAGGUUUGUUGUGGUGCCAUAUUCUUUCAAUUUCUUAAUAAUGGAUUUAAUGGUGCUCCGUGGGAUGUUCAAAGUUUCUGAUAUUUUUUUAUAACCCAACUCUGAUCUGUACUUCUCCACAACUUUGUCCCUGACCUGUUUGGAGAGCUCCUUGGUCUUCAUGGUGCCGCUUGCUUGGUGGUGCCCCUUGCUUAGUGGUGUUGCAGACUCUGGGGCCUUUCAGAACAAGUGUAUAUAUACUGAGAUCAUGUGACAGAUCAUGUGACACUUAGAUUGCACACAGGUGGACUAUAUUUAACUAAUUAUGUGACUUCUGAAGGUAAUUGGUUGCACCAGAUCUUAUUUAGGGGCUUCAUAGCAAAGGAGGUGAAUACACAUGCACACACCACUUUUCCGUUGUUUAUUUUGUAGAAUUUUUUUAAACCAGUUAUUUUUUUCAUUUCGCUUCACCAAUUUGGACUAUUUUGUGUAGGACCAUUACAUGAAAUCCAAAUAAAAAUCCAUUUAAAUUACAGGUUGUAAUGCAACAAAAUAGGAAAAACGCCAAGGGGGGUGAAUACUUUUGCAAGGCACUGUACCUCGUGGGCAGAACAGACAAACCUUCAAGGAAGCUCUGGAUGAGACCUCAAUAUCAUACUCUCAUACUUCACAUCCUUCAGGAGCAGCUGGUAACCUAUGUAAUAUUUCAAACACUUCAUUUCAAAUCAAAUGUUAUUUGUCACAUGCACAGAAUACAGAAAUGCUUACUUACAAGCCCUUAUCCAACAAUGCAGUUAAGAAAAAUAAGAGUUAAGAAAAUAUUUACUAAAAAUUGACUUGCAAAGAAAAAGUCCAGUGUCUGUGUUCUUUUGCCCAUCUUAAUAUUUUCUUUUUAUUGGCCAGUCUGAGAUAUGGCUUUUUCUUUGCAACUCUGCCUAGGUCAGCAUCCGGGAGUCGCCUCUUCACUGUUGACGUUGAGACUGGUGUUUUGCGGGUACUAUUUAAUGAAGCUGCCAGUUGAGGACCUGUGAGGCGCCUUUUUCUCAAACUAGACACUCUAAUGUAUUUGUCCUCUUGCUCAGUUGUGCACCGGGGCCUCCCAUUCCUCUUUCAAUUCUGGUUAGAGCCAGUUUGCGCUGUUCUGUGAAGGGAGUAGUACACAGCGCUGUACGAGAUCUUCAGUUUCUUGGCAAUUUCUCGCAUGGAAUAGCCUUCAUUUCUCAGAACAAGAAUAGACUUUCAAAAGAAAGUUAUUUGUUUCUGGCCAUGUUGAGCCUGUAAUCGAACCCACAAUUGCUGAUGCUCCAGAUACUCAACUAGUCUCAAGAAGGCCAGUUUUAUUGCUUCUUUAAUCAGUACAACCGUUUUCAGCUGUGCUAACAUAAUUGCAAAAGGGUUUUCUAAUAAUCAAUUAGCCUUUUAAAAUGAUAAACUUGGAUUAGCAAACACAACAUGCCAUUAAAACAUAGGACUGAUGGUUGCUGAUAAUGGGCCUCUGUACGCCUAUGUAGCCCUAUUUGGUAAAAUACCAAGUCCAUAUUAUGGCAAGAACAGCUCAAAUAAGCAAAGAGAAACGACAGUCCAUCAUUACUUUAAAACAUGAAGGCCAGUCAAUACUGAACAUUUCAAGAACUUUGAAAGUUUCUUCAAGUGCAGUCGCAAAAACCAUCAAGCGCUAUGAUGAAACUGUCUCUCAUAAACAGUGAGUAGCAGCAGCGUAUAAAAAGGGGGGUGGGGGUAUCAAUGCAAAUAGUCCAGGUAGCCAUUUGAUUAGCUGUUCAGCAGUCUUAUGGCUUGGGGGUAGAAGCUGAUAAAAAGCCUUUUGGACCUAGACUUGGCACUCCGGUACCGCUUGCCGUGUGGUACCAGAGAGAACAGUGAAUGACUAGGGUGGCUGGAGUCUUUGGCAAUUUUUAGGGCCUUCCUCUGACACCGCUUGGUAUAGAGGUCCUGGGUGGCAGGAAGCUUGGCCCCAGUGAUGUGCUGGACCGUACGCACUACCCUCUGUAGCGCCUUGCGGUCAGAGGCCGAGCAGUUGCCAUACCAGGCGGUGAUGCAACCAGUCAGGAUGCUCUCGAUGGUGCAGCUGUAUAACUUUUUGAGUAUCUGAGGACCCAUGCCAAAUCUUUUCAGUCUCCUGAGGGGGAAUAGGUGUUUUUGUGCCCUCUUCACAACUGUCUUGGUGUGUUUGGACCAUGAUAGUUUGUUGGUGAUAUUGACACCAAGGAACUUGAAGCUCUCAACCUGCUCCACUACAGCCCUGUCGAUGAGAAUGGGGGCAUGCUCGGCCCUCUUUUUCCUGUAGUCCACGAUCAUCUCCUUUGGCUGUUGGCUGUGUACCUGGUAUUAAAAUACUUUGCAAAAGUGUUUGAUUAGAAUGUACAGGUAUGCUAUGUGGUUCUCAUCCUUAGGCUCUGACACCCAGUUACAAAGAGGAAUAAGAGGUGCUCCUCAAAGUUCCACUGGUAGUGGGCCAACCAAGCCACGAGGCAUACUAGAGAAAUCACACUCUGCAAACCCUCCAGGUUUGAAACAGCCUUUUGCAACAUCCUACACAGGUCAAUAUCAAAACCUAAAAACUGUUCAGUCGUAAGCUCCUUUAAUGAUAUUUGGAAUUGGACACAAUUAUUGUGUUGAGAAAGUGUGUGAUUUAAAUUCAUACUUUCAGAUAUGAAGUCCUCAUCUGUAGAUUGUAGCUUCCAGCCCAAACAAAAAGAGGAAGGUUGGCUGAAGAGAAUUGGUUUGCAAAAUGAGAAACAACUAGGUGAGACUCUUAAUGAAUAUGAUACUCAUCUUACCUCAUAAUAAAAAAAAAGAUGUUUAAUUAUUAUUAUUGUUAUUAUAUUAUCUUGGGAUUGUACAAAGUGUAAAGUAAUUUUUUGUCUUGAACAGUUAAAGUCCAUUCACGAGUCUGUGGAAAAACCCUGAACUAUCACCUUGCACUCAUGAAACAAGUGGAUGAUCUGGGAGUAGGACUUCAGCGAGAGGAGACCAGUGCAGAGGACUGCCAAGUCCUAAUACUCUUCUGUCCUGUUACAUCUCGUGUGGGAACAGACAUUGAUGCUGCCAUGAGCCAAGUUCCAAGUAGGAAAGCCCUUUCAGAUUACACAAUGAAAGUAACUCAACAGGAUGUAUUGGUCCAUGUUGUAGAAUUACUUUUUAUGUCUCUAAUUAAAAAUAUAUUUUUAAGUGGAAGUACUUUUCUAAAGCUUUGAUUUUGUCUCUCAACAGGUAACAGAUAUGCCAUUCUAGUGGUGAUGCACCAUACUUUUGAUCCCAACUUUGUCACAAGCCAGAGAUCUGCAUCUAACUACAGAAACGUAGUGGGAAGUUCAUGUUCUCUUUCAUGACUCUGUGGGACUUCUGCAUUGUCAAACAAAUGCUAAAGCAGUGACUCUCAUACAUAAGGCCUUACAGAAAUACAACAGCAUUACUUACACACGUUAAGUGCCCCAUGGUGGCAACACAAAGUAGUCUGAAGUCUAACGCGCAAACAUGAUUUAAAAACCUCAAAUUCUAUAACGUCCAUUCAAGGCAUUGGUCAUUCAUUCUAGUUCAAAAUAAAGCAAAUCACAAUCUGUGUAGUGAACCAAAUUAAUGAUUAUGUUGAUACUCAAUCGGGUCUAAAUUAGAUGUCUCACUGUAGAACAGCUGCUAUGAAUGAAUCUUUUUGAAGUGGCUGCCCUCCAAGCAUGUCCUCAAACACUAUGUGGGAUGCCUCAUAUUUGUGAAUU